GCGUAUGUCGACGGCAGCAGCGCCCUGCUCGCGAUCCAAGACUGGUGCAGCAACGACCCCAUUAAGAAGCAGGGAAGCUGCAAUGACGAUGUUCUUCACCGAUACCAUCUUGAGGAAGAAGUUCUGAGGUCUGAUAGGAGGGAAGGUUGCGUUUUGAAUCGAAUAUAAAUUCACUAAAGUGACUGGUGUAGAAUAGUAGCAGGACAGCGAGUGACAAUGAAGCAAUUGCAAAGAACGAAUGAACAGAGGAAACCAGUUCCUGUCUGAGGGAUAGCGAAUGAAUGAGAUAUGAUAAUUCAAGAGCUCGAUAGACUGUCCCAUUUAAAUACUCCCAGACAUCCGUGCCCCAACUCAUCUUUCCAUCACGAUGCGAAGUUCCAAACUCAAUGGCCGCUCGCCCAGCCGGCGUUCGCCAGGAAAUCUCCGGUUCUAGCCUGCGCGAGUUCAGCUUGGCAAGUAAGGCUUGCUAUGCAGCUUCUACGCUCCUUAUCUAUCAGCACAUCAAGAUCACAGCCUACAACCACCAAAGACUGCAACGCGACGUUGAGGAACUUUUGAAAGUCUUGCAUCGAGAGGACUCCACUUAUCACGUCCGGUGCAUCACAAUCAAAGGGAACCUGCGACUCGACGCCAAGGCCACAAACAAUGACAGCUUCGAACCUCAUUGGAAAACUUGCGGCCUUGGGGAGAUACUGGACGACCCGGAAUACGUCGACUGGAGCGGUAGGCAUGUGGUGUAUGACAAACCUGUCAUUAAGAAACUCUCUGAGGAGGACUUGGCAUGGGCGCCUGUAGUGAGCUUGCUACAAACAGUGCGUUACCUGAAGGACCUGAUCUACGACUGCCAAAGCCAAUUCCCGCCAAGUCUUCUCGAGAUUCUCGAAGAGCAACACCCUCAAUGCAGGCUACAUCACCUCACGUUUCGGUUUCGGACUUUACUCUGGGGCACUCCUUACCCGUACGAAAUGCAACUUGCCAAAUCUCCUGUACUUCAUGCCGUGAAGAUCACCUGCAGUCGGCGAGACACCGAUGGUGACGAUGACUACAACGCGGAGGCCAUAAUGGAGAUCGCUGGCAUGGCGCCCAACCUAAAAAAAGUCACUGUUCUGCAACUUCAACCUAUGUUAGCAAACAGAUUCAUACGCCCUCGACAACCGUGGCUGGGUCUCCCAGGCUACACGAAAAAGUGUAUCGGCAGUUUGACGUCGUUGUCACUCAAAGGAUAUCCGCACUUGGAGUCUCCGGAGCUGCUUCAGGACUGGACUAGACAUACAGACUUCUCCUGUCUGCAACACCUUACCCUUGGGAGCGACAACUCAAGUUACCCGAAGGGAUUAACCAGUGAAACCAUGGGAUGGUUAUCCCAGUCCCAGCCAUUUUCGCAACUCAGAACCCUUUGCGUGUAUCUUGACCGCGAUGAUAUGUACAUUGAAAGACCAGACUACAGUGCGAAUGCAGUCUCGUUCUUCCACGCGCUACCUCCGCUUCAAGAAAUAACUGUUCGGGGGCCAAUUGAUUCUUUGAUGGUAGAUGCUAUUGUGUCUCGUCACGGAUCAACGCUGAAGAAGCUCAGUAUUCAUACCUUUGAGAGGACAUACCACAACUGGGUCGACGCUCGAGUCGAUCGAGAAAUCCCCGUGGAGUUUACUCGAGAUCGUCUUCUUCAAAUCCAAGCUGAGUGCCCUGCACUAGAGGACCUUGCAGUUCCACUGUACAGGAUCUUCGCCACGAUGCACAAUUUGAGAUUUCUGUUUCUUACUCUGGACUGUUCGAAUUGGCAUGUCGGGCAUGACAGCACAUACGAUCCGCAUUUCGACGCAGACGACGAAAAACUCGUAGAUCCUGAUAAACCUCACUUGAAAAGGGUUGACGAGGUACUAGCACGCUCUAUCUGGAAAGUUCGCCUCAAAUUGUAUACUACUGGGGGUGGGGAUUAUGGCGGCAACAACCCGUCAAGCUUCAUCACCGGGCCCUUGGAUGUCUUGAGUCGAUCAUGGCUAAUCGAGCGCCCUGUACGAACCGAUCGACAAGAUGUCACUGUCAGAGAAUUAGGGAAACAUGAGAGGGAGGCCCGCUAUAGAUAUGCAACGCUGUUUGACGGAGAGCCUGAGAGGCUUUUCCAUGAUAUCUGGCCUCCCAAAGAAGGGAGUCGAGAUUGGAGGCACGAUUGGUCAAGUUAUCCUCUUCAGACCUGA
Messenger RNA from Boeremia exigua, 2195 nucleotides. RefSeq lists its product as uncharacterized. The transcript has 5 exons. The record is from RefSeq and is a predicted model, not a curated record. Bases 387 to 2195 code for a protein of 602 amino acids. NCBI's taxonomy places the organism in Eukaryota, Fungi, Ascomycota, Dothideomycetes, Pleosporales, Didymellaceae.